AUGCCAUCUGUUCAACCGGCAGCUCCAGCAGCACCAUCUGUGGACCUGGCCGCAGAGGUAGCAAGGUUAAGAGAACAGUUGAGACUAAGAGAUGAGGAACUAGCAAAAGCUAGACAAGCACCGAAACAAGUCCCACCAACUUUUGAGGGGAAAGCUGAUCCACUGGUGGCAGAAGAUUGGUUAAGGUCGGUUGAGGCUAUUUUUGAUCAUAUGGAGUUAGAUGACCGCCAAAGGGUUUCCUGCGCAAUUUAUCUGCUUAAAAUGGAUGCAUGGAUUUGGUGGGAUGUGACUAAACAGACCCGUGAUCCAAAUACCAUGACUUGGACAGAGUUUUUCCAGGCAUUCAGUAGGAAGUAUUACAGUCCAACUGUGCUAGCAACUAAGGUUGAUGAAUUUAUAACUCUGGUACAAGGGAAUCUUUUGGUCACUGACUAUGCACAGAAGUUCGAUCGAUUGACCAAAGUUUCCCCUGAAGUGGUGCCAACUGAUGCAUUGCGAGUCCAGAGGUUUGUAAGGGAACUCAAACCGAUGAUCGCGAGGGACAUGAGGAUGACCAGUGCUGAAGUGGUCAGUUAUGCAGAGGUACUGGAUAGAGCUCUUGAAGCUGAAUAUUUGGAAGAACGGAUAUGGAAGGAUAAUGCCGCUAGAAGAGAGAACAACCGCAACAAGAGCUUCCACAAGAGCAACAAGAGAAAGGCUAAUGAAAGGCAUAAUAGUGGAGUUGAUAAAAGACCUAGACCUCCGGCCACGAAUAGCAGAAUUCACAACUCUCAGAACCAUAACACCCGCAGCAACCGCUUCAAUGACCGAAACCGUGGGAACCAACAAGGCAACCGAGUCGAGCAUCCUAUUUGUCCUAAAUGCUCGAAGAGACACCCAGGAGAGUGCUAG
This is a messenger RNA of Humulus lupulus (European hop), 891 nucleotides long. RefSeq lists its product as uncharacterized. The transcript has 2 exons. Bases 1 to 891 code for a protein of 296 amino acids. NCBI's taxonomy places the organism in Eukaryota, Viridiplantae, Streptophyta, Magnoliopsida, Rosales, Cannabaceae. The record is from RefSeq and is a predicted model, not a curated record.